Trichobilharzia regenti is the source of this 5931-nucleotide messenger RNA. The record is from the annotation of a GenBank genome assembly. Lineage: Eukaryota; Metazoa; Platyhelminthes; Trematoda; Strigeidida; Schistosomatidae.
CGGUUGUUCAAAUAGUUGUUAUACAACAAGGAUUAUGUUUCGUUUUGGGGAUGUAAAUACACAAUGUUUAAGUUCUACUUUUAAUUAUUAACUAUGAAAAUUUAAUCUCAUGAUAAGCAUGGAAACAGAAAUCAAUUGUUCCAAUAAUACUAACAGCAAUAAUAAUAAUGAACAUCAUUGUGGAUUAUUAUUAAAAAAAGAUUCCGUGAAAAUUCCCUCUCUUACAGCACUGUCUUCAAAUGAAAUAGAUUUACCCAUAAUUGAUAAUUGUAAUAAUAAUAACAAUAAUAAUACCAGUGAUAAUCGAAAUAGCACAUCAAGUGAAUUAAAAUUUAUGGAUGAAAGUACCUCAUCAUCCUCUUCAUCAAUAUGCGGUGUUGUCGAUGGUCCAGCACAACCACUACCACCAUCAUCAACAUCCUCGUCUAGUGGAGCAGUAGAAGGAGGGGCAGUUAUUACAGGAGGCGGAUUAUCUGAAUCUACAGGUGAUUUAACAAUUUCUGUCAGUAAAUCGUCUUCUUCAACAUUAUCAGCUCGUGAUCAUCAUCAUCAGCAUCCUCAGCAUUCUGCGGAUAGUAAUAUCCUAUUGCAUAAUGGAUUACCAAGUGUUGAAUCUUCUUUAUACCCUCAAUCAUUGUUGCAUAAGACAAAUCCAUUUUUUAUUCCUUCGAAAUCGAAUAAACCUGUCAGUGGUAGUGGCAGUGGAACGACGACGUCCCCACCACCACCACUAACAACAACAACAACAACCGCAGCAGCAGAAGCAACGACAUCAAAUUCAACAUUAUCGCAUACUUCACUGACAGAUUCUAAGCAAACACGAUUGCCAAGUAUUCAUAAAUCACGUAUACCUGUACCAAUUUCAACUGCUGAGACUGUUGGUUCAAUUGUAACACAGAAAUUGACAAUUAAAUCACAGAUUGGUGGUGGUAAUCAAGUCGCCAGGGGAUUGGCGGAUGUUGAUACACCUAAUCCAUCAACACCACCUGUGAAAUCAACCGCUGAAAAUGGUUACAUGAAUGAUAAAACUACUACUAAUAAUAAUGGUGAUAAUAAUAAUAAUAUCGAUAAUGAUGAUGAUAAUGUAUGUGUUAAAGUAAAAUCGAAGAGUACUCAUUCUUAUCCACCUCUUCCUCCACUUUCAUCAAAUCGUAUUGAUUCUCAUAAGACAAGUAAAGGAGGAGUCCCUUCGAAAUCCAACUCCUCCUCCUCCUCCUCACCAUCGUCAACAGGGACAAAUAUGAUGAAUGGUGUCAGUGAGAAUAUCACUUCAAUGUCAUAUCCAAUCAUCAAAUCUCCUGGUAAUCAUGAAGUAUGCAAUAUUGUCAAUUCUAUGGCUACCACUACUACUACUACUACUACAAAUAAUAAUAAUAAUAGUAAUAAUUAUAUGAACAAUACUGAUAGCUGUGUAAAAGAUCAUUUCACCUCAUCAAUCCAACAAUCGCCAUCAUCCUUAUCACCGCCGCCUUCACCAUCCGAUUCUGAAUCAUCUGACAGUGAAUCGACAACAGAAUCUAUUUAUCAUCAACCACCGAAAGCAGCUGAUCGUAGUGCUGCUUUUCGGCUAGCAAAACGAUUGUUUCAUUUAGAUGGAUUUCGGAUUACUGAUGUUGCUAAGCAUUUAUGUAAACGGAAUGAUUUUAGUCAACUUGUUGGCGAAGAGUUUGCAAGCUUUUUUAAUUUUACCAAUCAACGUUUAGAUGUUGCCUUGAGAACAUUUUUAAAUAGUUUUGCCUUGACUGGGGAAUCACAAGAAAGAGAACGUAUCCUGUUACACUUUUCAAGACGUUUUCAUGCUUGUAAUCCAAAUGUUUAUACGUCUGAAGAUGCAUGUCAUACUUUGGUCUGUGCACUAAUGCUACUCAAUACGGAUCUGCAUAGUCAAAGUGUUUCAAAGAAAAUGUCCUGUCAAGAAUUUAUUAAUAAUCUUAGUCAAAUAAACUGUGGUGAAAUCUACUGUAAAGAGGAUUUAAAAACUUUAUACAAUGCUAUCAAACAAGAACCAAUUCGUUGGCCACAUCAAUCCGAUGCAAAUAUGAUGGGAUUUGUUAAUUUCUAUUAUUCUGGUCCUGGUAAAUCUCUUGGUCCACCAGGUGCUGGUAUGCUGCCUGGUGGUGGUAUUCCUCCAGGUGGUGGUGGUGGUUUUUUCUCAACAACUACCAAUUUUUAUGCAAAUCUUCCACCACAAGCACAUUUUAUGUUUAGUCCACUACAGAACACAGCCUAUCCUCAUCCAUCCUCCUCGAUUAUCCUACCGCAUAUGUCCUGUCAGGCGGCGGGCAGUGAUCCGACUACUUUGUCAUUACCACCGAUGACAGCCACAACAACAGCAACAUCUCUUCAAUUUCCUUUUUCACCAGCAUCUUUCUAUUGGAAUCCCGGUAGUAGUGGAGGUGGCAUACCGUCUUCAAUGUAUCCUGAUGAUGGUUCUGCUGUUUCAGUGUUGAAUAAUGUUGUGAAUCCUAAUUUUAUGUACAGCAGUACUACUCCCGGUGAAUUGCUCCAACAACAGCAGCAGCAACAAUCACAGUUACAGUUGACUCAAGGAAAUCGUAAAUUAAACGAAUCUUCUGGUUUGAGUCCGUAUUUAGAUUUAACAUCAGAAAUUGGUGCCAAAGAAUACAUGCGUGGUUUACUGGCGCGUAAAUGGGUUAUGGAGUCAUAUAAGAAGAAAACCUCUGUUGGUCGACGUAGUUGGAAGUUAUAUUAUGCUCGUCUACGUGAUCUUGUCUUGUAUUUAUAUAAAAAUGUCAAUGUGGCUAAUGCAGCUGCCCGUGCUGAAGAAUUGCAUCAUCUGCACUAUCAACAACAACAACAACACCUGCAACAACAAAAUUAUGUACAACAACUCCUGUUACACCAACAACACCAACAACAACAGCAGUUUAUGAUGCUUCAACAACACCAGCAACAACAACAACAGUACCAUCUACAGAAAUCGACUUCUAUGAAUCAAGAAGAAGCAGACGAAGAUGGGGAUGGAGAAGGAGGAGAGGAUGAUGAACAUGUUGAUGACGAGAAUGCUGUUGGUCAUCGUUGUGAUGACAGUGUCGUUGGUGUUGGUGGCGAGAAUGACAAUCAUCGUACUGCUAUUAUUGCUGAUAAUAUUAACAAGAGUGAUGAGAAUAUUCGUGGUGACGACCAGUCUUCUUCGCAUGAAGGCAACGAUACUACUCAUUUGCCUAUGAGUACCGAUAAACAAUCCAUACAACAAACACUAUCGAUGGAUGAUGAUCAUCACAAUGGUGGUACUGCUGCUAUCGCUAAUGAGGGUAAAGAUGUUCCUCAUGAAAGUCAAUUCGAUACAAGUCCAUCGAAACAGUUGACUACUGUUUCCACAGAUAAUUCAAAUAAGGCAAUUGGUAAUGAAACAAGUAUAGAAACUACAACAUCAUCGAUAGGACAAACGUAUUCGUCAACGAAUUCAACUCCUACUCCCGCUGCUGCUGCUGUGACUGCAACAACUGGUCCUGCUAACACAACUACUCUGACUGCUACUCAGCCUCCUCAACUUCAGCCGCAUUCUUCUAUACCAAUGAUGACUGCUACUACUACACCCUCGUUUGUACCGCCUCCAAUUCCCCCACCAGAGACUAUCAUUCGUAUCGCUCAUGCUUAUGCUUGUCGAGCUACAGAUUAUGUGAAAAAAUCAAAUGUAUUCCGGCUAAGGACUAAAGAAGGCGCUGAAUUCCUUUUUGAAGUGAAUGAUGUAAAAGAAGUUGACCUAUGGAUUGAUCGUAUCAAUUUUGUUGCAGCUCUUCUAUCUGCACCAUCUUUAGCUUCAGCGGUCAGUUCAGAGAAGAAUUUUCAUCGGCCUCAUUUACCUGUCACAUAUACAAAAUUGAAUAUGCGUGAACAACUUGAAGAGCACCAAAAACGUCUGUUAGAAUUAGAUCAAGAAUUAACAGAUUUACGAUCACGUUUAUCGGCUACCUCUGUGAGUAAUAGUAGUAAUAAAAGUCGUAAAAUUUCAUCAACGCAACAAUCGUCUUUUGAUGAAACCACUAAACGCCAACAGCAGCCGCAACAACUACAAUCACAAUCGUCUUUAUCUAACGAAAAUUCGACACCUUCAGAAGGAGUCACGACCUCCACCAACUCUACAACAACAACGACGCCAACAAAUACCCUACCGAAUGCUGUGUCGACAGCUUCUACACUGUCGAAUACCACAACGACUACUAGUACAACGUCUACCUCAAUAGAAUCAACAAAAUCUGAUGAUAACAAUUCACCAACCUGUACACCUUCCUCAUUUAUGUCUGUCUUCUCGACAGGUAGUUUAGGCAGACGUAGAAAGGCGAGCAGUAGUUCAUUGACCAGUUCAUCCGAUGGUAGUGGUAGUGGUGGUGGUCUUAUCCUUAGUGCUAAACAACGUGCUGAAUAUGAAGAACGUAUUCAAUUCAUGGAGUCGGAAGUUCAAAGGUAUAAAACCUACGCUCGUUUGUUAGAAACUGAACUCUACCGGAUACAACAGUCUUCCUCUGUAGCUGCAGCGCACGCAGCGGCUUUAGCUGCGGCCGCUGCCGCCGCAGCAGCAUCUUCAAACUCUUUUGUUCCUUAUCUUGGAGGUGGUAGCGGCGGUUAUCCUAAUCCUAACUCGAAUACUAUGGGGAUUAAUCCAACAGCCUAUAACAACAACAGCAACAACAUCAGUGGAGGAAUACCAUCAACGAAUAUGAUGUUUUCUGGUCCGCCUAACAAUCUACAGCAACCUCUUCUGAAUCAGACAGCACCACCACCACCACCCCCAAUGUAUUUUGUUCCCGCUGGUGGUGGUGGUGGUGGUUUUCGUGAUCGAGGUGCCAACCGUGGGGCAUCAUCAGUAGUGAUGACACACUUAGCUGUAUUAGGUCCACAAGAUGCCUUAAGUGAAGAACCGGUACAGUCUACUGAUACUCCUACUGUGACUACUUCUAAUACGAGUGAAAUUGUCGAUUCUCUUGAGAUGACGACACCAGCACCACCAACACCGCUACAGUCUCAACCGUCGCCUUCAAUAGUCUACCCGGUGCAACCACAAUUACUUCCAAUGAUAAAUAAUAAUACUCCUGCAAGAUACAGGACAUUUAUAUCGCCUUAUUUUGGUCAACACCAGCAACAGAUGCCAUCGAUCAAUCCAUAUUCACCAUCUGUAAAUACUGGACGUUUUAUCCACAACACCAUCAACAAUCAAGGCGUCUACGUUUUCCUAGUCUACACUCUCAACAACUCCAACACCAGCAAAAUAAUCGUUUCGGAAAUAAUUUAAUAAUGAAUGGACAUCAACUAACUGAAGAAGAUGUCUUCUUGAUGAAUGAGAAGUGUUCAACGACGACGACGACUACUACUGCUACUACUACGGGAUCACUAGAUAAUUCACCAUUGACACAAUCUUCAUUACCAUCCUCGUCGACAUCUCCUAAUCCUGUUGGUGGUGUUUCCAUGAGUGAUAAUACCGCUGCUAAUGCUACUACUACCAGCACUACAACGACUUCUAUCCCUACUACUAAUAAUAAUAUCAGUAGUAAUAAUAGUCUUAAAUUAACCCAAAACUCUCAAUCAUCAUCAUCACCAUCAUCCAUGUGUUCAUCAAAUAAUCUCUUCUAUGAAAUUGUAUAACUUUGAUUUUAUAUGUCACACAGUUCAGUUCAAUUAAUAAUUACAAUAUUUAUAAGUGUAUAUGUAUAUGUGUAAUUUUUGUCAAAACCUCGUUGCCGCCUGUCCGCCUCGCCUCCGUCCCCUUCUGCUCUCCAUUUGUUCUUUAUUUUCUGACUUCCCACGCCUAAGGAUGAGGCUAUCACUACUUAAAUGAGUGGUGUUAGUUAGUAGUAUCUGAGAUCCUGUGUGUGACAUCUGAAUGCUCUGUGUGUCAACUAGUACUGUAUUCCUCCACCCUCAGAGGAGGUGUAGGUAUCCCUUCGUUUUGUGUGUGUGUGUGUGUGUGUG